GCUAGAACAGCCCAUCUGUAGCUGUCAAUCGUUUGCCAUCUGUCUUGUCAAAAGUCUAGUCAAUGGUCAAUGUGUCAUUUUUGGCGGUAAAGUUGUUAUUUUAUUUUGGUUAUCAGUUGCAGUUGGUCGGUUAUUGCAUUUUUGCUUGCUGCUUUGGUGCUUGGUGAAUUUUGUGAUUUCUGUUUUCCAUAAUUUAAUUUGUUAUUUGUAUAAAUAUUUUAAUUUUAUUACAAAUCCAAGAACAUCAGAAUUAAGGAAGAGCUUUCAACAUGAGUGGCUGGAAUCCAGGUUUUGGCCCCGGAGGCGGCGGAGGCUAUCUCAACGACACCACCAACGCGGAUUCUCCAUCGCAGGCUCAGAAAAAAAAGGGGGAUUUGAAACGUCUCCAAAGUGUAGUUCCCGUUACAAUUGGAAUGAUAAAAAAAUGCAAAGAAGAAGAAUUUAAACUAUUUGGGUUUCCUGUUCAAAUCGUUGAUAUUAUUGGUAUUGUGCGUAAAUACGUGAAGGAAUCCACAAAAUGCAUCUACCAAAUAUCUGACCACAGAGCUGAUAUUAAAGCAAUUUUGUGGCUAGAAAGUGACGAUGAGGAACAAGUACCUGAAGUCAAAAUAGGUGAAUAUGUACGCGUUUAUGGUACCAUCAGGACUCAGGACGGCGAAAAAACUUUGAUGGUACUCAAACUGACUGUCACUAAAGAUUGCAACGUAGUCACAGCACAUUCGCUAGAAGUGCUCAAAACUAUGGUGGAGGCUCAAAUCAUGAGCACGGACAGUGCCAUUAAAAUCAAGAAAAAUAAUCCGGGGGCGAGUCUCGCAAAUUCUAUGAUACUGAUGGACGAAAAUUUGGCAGAAAAAAACCAGCUCAACCCAAUGCAAGUAAAAUGUUUUAAUUUAUUGCAAGCGGAUACGAGCCAGGCUGGGAUGGAUAGGAAAACUAUAUUGUCACAUUUUUCAGCCCAACAAAAAAAUGAGGCAAAUGCGGUUUUGGAAGUUCUCGUGACUGAAGGUUAUGCAUAUACCACCAUAGACAGUGAUCAUUUUAAAGCUACAGAUGCUUAACUAAGAUUCCCAUGAUCGAGAUUCGGUUGUUAAUUAUGUAGUUAUUAAGUGCAUUGUUAGAAUAAUUUGAAAAUCCAUCACUUUUCUGAUUUUCAAAAUUCUCAUUAGUUUAACCUAUUUUUCUGAAUUAGAACUUUUCUUUAUUAUAAAUGGGUUUUGAUUUACUUUUUUACUCACUUUUGUUAUGUGAAAUAUUUUAUUAUUAAUUAAAGAUAAUUCAUAAUAUAUUA
Molecule: messenger RNA, 1288 nt
Organism: Ceutorhynchus assimilis (cabbage seed weevil)
Lineage: Eukaryota; Metazoa; Arthropoda; Insecta; Coleoptera; Curculionidae
Source: the annotation of a GenBank genome assembly